AUGUUCAAGAAACGAACGGUGAAAACCCCUAAAACAGCAUCGAAGCGACAUAAUGAUGCUCUAGAAUCGGAUGAGGCAGAGUCCUCUUCACUUAUCCUAUCAGAAACCUCGAAAAAAAGAAAAACCAUAGAUUUUGUCACUACUAAACCAACAAGAAAUAUCAAUUAUAGAAAGCAAGAAGAUAUACCCACAGGACUAGAUCGUGAGAAGAGAAAUGAAAUCAAGGACGAUACAGAAAGCAAAACUAUAAGGGGUCCUAAGGCGCCUCCUAAGAACAUCAAGGUUAUAUCCCUCACUGACUUCCAGCCUGACAUAUGCAAAGACUUUCAACAGACUGGCUUUUGUGGGUACGGAGAUACUUGUAAGUUUCUACAUAUUCGUGAUGAGCUGAAACAGAAAAAGCCAGUGGAGAAAGAGUGGCAAACAGUGAGAAAGCAAGCCGAUACAAAUCAAAAGAAGACUGAAGAAAACGUGCCAUUCAAAUGCCCGAUCUGCAAACGAGAUUACAGAAAUCCAGUCAAGACGCCAUGCGAUCACAUCUUUUGUCAACAAUGCUUCAUGUCCCGCUUUAAACAAAAUAUCACAAACUGCUUCAUCUGCAAGCAAGAAAUGAGUGGGUCGGUGCAACCACUUCUGAAGCGUGAGAAGGAAGCAUUGCUCGAAAGUUAA
Molecule: messenger RNA, 669 nt
Organism: Candidozyma auris
Lineage: Eukaryota; Fungi; Ascomycota; Pichiomycetes; Serinales; Metschnikowiaceae
Product: U2-type spliceosomal complex subunit CWC24
Exons: 1
Coding region: 1-669 (222 amino acids)
Biological process (GO): snoRNA splicing
Cellular component (GO): U2-type spliceosomal complex
Molecular function (GO): metal ion binding
Source: RefSeq, a predicted model, not a curated record